AUGCGACGACGUGCGACUUGUUUCUGCUUUGUUCCUCCCCAAUUCCCAAGUUUCCGGACGGGCUGUUUCUCUGUUGUCUUUUCCUUCAUAUGCCAUCUGGGUCGAAAGGCGUCAUGGCGGGGGGUUCCUUACGAUAGUGCAAUGCUCACUCUCUACCUACUGAAACUUGGUGUAGGUUCUCCCAUACUGAAGUAUCAUUUUGUACAAACGCACUGUAGCACAAAGUCUAUCCCAAUGAAACGUACGUAA
Messenger RNA from Penicillium mononematosum, 249 nucleotides. RefSeq lists its product as uncharacterized. The transcript has 2 exons. The record is from RefSeq and is a predicted model, not a curated record. The coding region runs from base 1 to 249 and encodes 82 amino acids. Lineage: Eukaryota; Fungi; Ascomycota; Eurotiomycetes; Eurotiales; Aspergillaceae.